Penicillium mononematosum is the source of this 1572-nucleotide messenger RNA. RefSeq lists its product as uncharacterized. The coding region runs from base 1 to 1572 and encodes 523 amino acids. Gene Ontology annotation, molecular function: zinc ion binding; DNA binding; DNA-binding transcription factor activity, RNA polymerase II-specific. Gene Ontology annotation, biological process: regulation of DNA-templated transcription; DNA-templated transcription; response to xenobiotic stimulus. NCBI's taxonomy places the organism in Eukaryota, Fungi, Ascomycota, Eurotiomycetes, Eurotiales, Aspergillaceae. The transcript has a single exon. The record is from RefSeq and is a predicted model, not a curated record.
AUGUGCAAACUGCGAAAGCGGAAAUGCGACGGUCACGAGCCAUGCACUUGCUGUGUACGAUAUGAGUAUCAGUGUACCUUCAAGCCUUCUCUACGGGAGAAAAAGGCCGCCUCUAAGUCCUCGGUGGCACUGGGCGACGAACCGGAAGCUCAAAAGCUCUCCAACCGAGCCGGCGCUAACCAAGCACACAUGGAAGCCAAUUCAGGCACUGCUUUCCCCCAUCUCCUGGGUAUGAGAUUGAAUCCCCAGAGCGCACCCAAGGUGCACGGCUUUAGCUGGAAUCUGGGUCCACGGGAUGAGCCUCUAGAGCCCUUCAGCAAUAUAGCGGAUCUGAUUCCAAGGGAGGAGAUGGAAGAAUUAGCCGACCAUUAUUUGAAGAAGAUACAUCCUGUGUAUGGGGUCCUGGACCCUGAAGAUUUGCAGCAAAAGAUUGACAGCAGAUGGAAUGAUCCUACGACGGUAGCUUCUUAUGACGCUAUUCUCUGCGGUGUGGCAGCAUUAGGCUCAUUGUACUCGGGCCACAAGCAACACCCGACGGAAAGCGCACUUGUUCAGUGUGCAAAAGAAAACCUCGAGACAACCAAAACUACAAAAACAACUCUCCUUCAUCAUGCGAGUGCUUGGGUAUUACGGACAAUAUAUCUCCGGAGCACCAAUUGCCCUCAUGCAUCGUGGAUGGCUAGUUGUUCUACGAUGCACAUCAUCGAGGCCAUCGGAGCUCAUCAGGACCUCGAACUGGCAUCUUUAGUGUAUUCCGACACUGCAGAUGUCAGUUUUAAUGAAGAAACCCGACGUCGGCUCUUUUGGGUAGCCACGGUUCUAAAUUCGUGGAUUUCCUAUGAGUACGGCCGAUCGCGCGUGACCCCACGAGGUGUCUCAUGCAAGCUUCCCUUGCCUCGGAAGGACGACUUUACCACAGACCUCAUAAGCCUGUAUCAAAUCUCGGAAUGGCUCGAUCCAGACCAUGACAAUAAGGCUUCUGUCUUCGAAGAGGCUCUGACCCGCGUUGAGGGCCUUACACUCUCCCAUGAUGCCUUGAUUCUCUCGCAAAGUAAUUUGGCGCUCACCAUAUAUCGUCGGUUACGAGUUUUGUCGGUGAAUAUAUCAAAUGACGUUCUUGUUCGCAUCAUGCGACUCGGGAACCGCGGCCUCGAUGCCGCGAUGCGACUAGCUGAAGAUCACUCUCCGUGGUGGCAUGUUGCCAACCUACCGUUUCAGUUUAUCUGUAUCUUGCUGGCUAUUGACACAAGGGAGUCGCUGUCACAUAUUGGCCCUGCGCUAUGUUCGUUCAGGGCCAUUACCAGGCUUUACAAUACUCCAACCGUCCACACGGCACUGGAGACAAUAGAAUCACUCGUUGGUCUCUUCCAGACGAAAAAAGAACGGGACUCGGUUAUUCUUAGAGACAGUUUGCAACAAAGGGAUGGAAGGACGGCUGAGCGAAGUUCAUCCACUCCGCAAGCCCUGGACGUCACUUCUUGGCUGGGAGGGACCGAAAACUUGUCUCUACCUGAUGACUUUGACUUUGACUGGAAUGAAUUUCUAGACGCACAACUUCCCAUCUUUAGCUAA